AUGUCGAUGAAUUAUCAAUCAAUUGGCAACAAUAAUGAGGCUAGUAUAGCCAUGCUGGGCCUUGAUCGGAUGAAACAACCCUAUCACGCACAUGCGCAACGAGGUCUUGGUGAAGUCAUGUUCACCACUCAUAUCAUCAGCUCUGAACACGUCAAUUGUUCUGGACAGCAGAGCAGAGGUCCCUUAAUAUCAAAAGGUGCCUAUCAUUAA
Messenger RNA from Paracoccidioides brasiliensis Pb18, 210 nucleotides. RefSeq lists its product as uncharacterized. The transcript has a single exon. The record is from RefSeq and is a predicted model, not a curated record. Bases 1 to 210 code for a protein of 69 amino acids.